This is a messenger RNA of Onychomys torridus (southern grasshopper mouse), 3213 nucleotides long. RefSeq names its product sodium/myo-inositol cotransporter. Gene Ontology annotation, biological process: transmembrane transport; translation; myo-inositol transport. The record is from RefSeq and is a predicted model, not a curated record. Gene Ontology annotation, cellular component: ribosome; plasma membrane. Lineage: Eukaryota; Metazoa; Chordata; Mammalia; Rodentia; Cricetidae. The transcript is spliced from 4 exons. Gene Ontology annotation, molecular function: D-glucose:sodium symporter activity; rRNA binding; structural constituent of ribosome. The coding region runs from base 481 to 2901 and encodes 806 amino acids.
GGAUUUGAGGAUCUGUUUUGCUUUGUUAGGAAAAUUUAAUGUCCUCUUUCCCUCUAGGAUGCUUUAACAUCUUGAUUCCUGUUCUGAGUUGAGACUUCUGUAGCAAGACAUGGAAUGAUUAUGCACAUGGUGGGCAGUUGCUACUUGAGAAGUGAGGGUUGGUACAGUAGGCUUCACUAGACUUAGCUGCAACUCAGAAUCUCUCCUCCAGCACCUGAGUAAAUGCUGAUGGUCUUGUGGAUUAAGAGUACGAGCUAAAUUCUCAAUCCCAAUUGAGAAGCGGAGGAAAUUUAAAACUGUCUCCUUCCAAGCUUACCACAGCCACCACCAUCAAGACAGCAAACAAAGGACAAAGACUUUGAACCACUGUGUGCUCUGUGUAGUCCUGUUCACGUGUGCUUUACAGACUUGGCUGGGUUACUAAGUAAAUAAAAAGUUGGACGCUCUGUCAUUCGGACAUUUUAUUCACAAGUUACCAGAAUGAGGGCUGUACUGGAGACAGCAGACAUUGCCAUAGUGGCCCUGUAUUUUAUCCUGGUCAUGUGCAUUGGGUUUUUUGCCAUGUGGAAAUCUAAUAGAAGCACUGUGAGUGGAUACUUCCUGGCCGGGCGCUCUAUGACCUGGGUGGCAAUUGGCGCCUCUCUGUUUGUGAGCAAUAUUGGGAGUGAACACUUCAUUGGGCUGGCAGGAUCUGGAGCAGCAAGUGGAUUUGCAGUGGGCGCGUGGGAGUUCAAUGCCUUACUGCUCUUGCAACUUCUGGGAUGGGUUUUCAUCCCGAUUUACAUCCGGUCAGGGGUAUACACUAUGCCUGAAUACUUGUCCAAGAGAUUCGGUGGCCAUAGGAUUCAGGUCUAUUUUGCAGCCUUGUCUCUGCUUCUGUAUAUCUUCACCAAGCUCUCAGUGGAUCUGUAUUCAGGUGCCCUCUUUAUCCAGGAGUCCUUGGGUUGGAACCUUUAUGUGUCUGUCAUCCUGCUCAUUGGUAUGACUGCUCUGCUGACUAUCACCGGAGGUCUUGUUGCAGUGAUCUACACAGACACUCUGCAGGCUCUGCUCAUGAUUAUUGGGGCACUCACACUUAUGGUUAUUAGCAUGAUGAAGAUUGGAGGGUUUGAGGAAGUUAAGAAAAGGUACAUGUUGGCCUCACCCAAUGUUACUUCCAUUUUGUUGAAAUACAACCUUUCCAACACAAAUUCAUGUAACGUCCACCCGAAGAAUGAUGCCCUAAAAAUGUUGCGAGAGCCAACAGAUGAAGAUGUUCCAUGGCCUGGAUUCAUUCUUGGGCAGACCCCAGCCUCAGUAUGGUACUGGUGUGCUGACCAAGUCAUUGUGCAGAGGGUUCUAGCAGCCAAAAACAUUGCUCAUGCCAAAGGCUCUACUCUGAUGGCUGGCUUCUUGAAGCUUCUACCGAUGUUUAUCAUAGUUGUACCUGGAAUGAUUUCCAGGAUACUGUAUGUUGAUGAUAUAGCUUGCAUCAACCCCGAGCACUGCUUGCAAGUGUGUGGAAGCAGAGCUGGCUGCUCCAAUAUUGCUUACCCUCGCCUGGUUAUGAGGUUGGUUCCUGUGGGCCUUCGGGGCUUGAUGAUGGCGGUGAUGAUUGCGGCUCUGAUGAGCGACUUGGACUCCAUCUUUAACAGUGCCAGUACCAUCUUCACCCUCGAUGUGUACAAACUUCUCCGAAAGAGUGCAAGCUCCCGGGAACUGAUGAUAGUGGGCAGGAUAUUUGUGGCUUUUAUGGUUGUCAUCAGCAUAGCGUGGGUGCCAAUUAUUGUAGAGAUGCAAGGAGGCCAGAUGUACCUCUAUAUCCAGGAGGUAGCAGAUUAUCUGACCCCUCCAGUGGCAGCCCUCUUCCUUCUGGCAAUUUUCUGGAACCGCUGCAAUGAGCAAGGGGCUUUCUACGGUGGAAUGGCAGGCUUUGUUCUUGGAGCUGUCCGUUUGAUACUGGCUUUUACCUACCGUGCUCCUGAGUGUGACCAGCCUGACGACAGGCCAGGCUUCAUCAAAGGCAUCCACUAUAUGUAUGUGGCUACAGCUCUGUUUUGGAUCACGGGACUCAUUACUGUAAUUGUUAGUCUUCUCACACCACCUCCCACAAAGGAUCAGAUUCGAACUACUACCUUUUGGUCAAAGAAGACCCUGGUGGCAAAGGAGAGCUUCUCUCAGAAAGACGAGCCCUACAAAAUGCAAGAGAAGAGCAUCCUACGAGUCCCUGAGAACAGUGAGGUCAUCAACCACGUCAUCCCCAACGGGAAGUCUGAAGACAGCAUUAAGGGACUCCAGCCUGAAGACGUUAAUCUGUUGGUGGCAUGCAGAGAAGAGGGCAACCCAGGAGCUUCCCUGGGCCAUUCGGAGGCAGAAACACCAGUAGAUGCUUAUUCCAAUGGGCAAGCAGCUCUCAUGGGCGAGAGAGAGAGGGAGAAGGAAACAGAAAAUGGAAGCCGCUACUGGAAGUUCAUAGACUGGUUUUGUGGCUUUAAAAGCAAAAGCCUUAGCAAGAGGAGUCUCAGAGACUUGAUGGAUGAGGAGGCCGUUUGUUCACAGAUGUUAGAAGAGCCUCCGCAAGUUAAAGUGCCAGAGACAGCUGCUGCUUUGAAACGUACACUAGAAUCCCUGAUGGACCGAGGAGCCAUAGUGAGGAACCUGGAAAACCUUGGUGAGCGCAUACUUCCUUACAAGAUCUCCAGCCAUGGCCAGCAGCACCGCAGAGGCGGGUAUUUCUUGGUGGAUUUUUAUGCCCCAACAAGUGCUGUGGAAAGCAUAUUGGAUCACUUGGCUCGAGACAUUGAUGUGGUUAGACCAAAUGUUGUGAAACACCCUCUGACCCAGGAAGUAAAAGAAUGUGGUGGCAUAGUCCCAGUCCCACUUGAAGAAAAACUAUAUUCAACAAAGAGGAGGAAGAAGUAAGAUUUUCCAGAUUUCGGCCUUAUAUCGAGUCCUAAGUGCACAUCGGGUGCUGAUAGGUUAUUUUCUAGGAUGCUUUAGCCCGUGACCCUUCUGCUGCAAGAGGUGGGAACUGCUCGCUGAGACCUGCCCUGUCAUCACCGGUACCUGCAGACCAAUCUUGGUUUCUUUAGCAUUGUGUAAUUGUCAGUGAGGGUGUCCACCUCACCACUGCAGCAUUUGGAGAGAAAAUUGUCUGUUAUUCAUACUUGGGUGUCUUGCAAAACUAUAUGGAAAGCAGAGAGCAGAGUAAUAAACACGACUUUACCAAUCUGA